CUCAAUACAGUAUUUGUUAUAUACUAGUAACGUGUUACUUGGAAAGCCUUUGUGUCUAAUCCCCUGCCUCCUCUGUCAAGUCAACCUUACGCAAGAAACCUCUGUGUCUUCUAUCAUUUAGAAGUCAGCGUUACACCAGCUGGGAGCGGUCGGCGUGAGCACAGAGAACCAGGAGAUCGGUCCAGGUUCAGGGGAAAGUAGGGGUGAAGUCAGCACAGCACCGAAGUCACUCAGCAUGGCGAACAAGUCACUUUCAUCAACUCUAGCCGAGAGGACGUGGACAUUUCAGAAAACAUUGGAGACUGACGCGGGACCGGUAUCAGUGCGGGCACGCAUGGGAAAACGGAAAUGGCCUGAUAUCGUCGAGGUUGACAAACCUGCCCAAGACAUCAGAGCAGUAAAAAAACAGAUGACGCGACCAGUUGUGCCGGACAAUCAAGGAAAAUCCCACGUUGCUGCUCUAGACGAUGAAAAUUCAAAUUUUAUCGCUGCAGGACCAAAGAAACCGAAGGACCAAAGGAAGAAUCUGCACAAACCUGCACCAUCGCAAGCAGAGAAAGAACUCAUAUUUCCUGCAAUCGACCCGUCUAUAAUUCCGGAGAACGAGAGACUUGAUGUCUUGGAAGUACUCCAACUCGGGAACAAGUUCAUGCGAGCACCACCAAAGCAGAAAGGUGUAGUUCACGGAGUGACUGCGGGAUACCUGCGCCACCAAGCAGCUCCGUACGCAUACAGUUAUCGAGGAAAGCUCAAAGCCGCAUACUGGCCCUACCGGAAGGCGUGCAACAAGGAUGGACAACAGAUCUUGUCAGACGCCAGGAUUCGACAGCUAUGCUCAGGACGUGUCUACCAACGGGCACAGAAGGAGUACCUGGAGUCCCGGGAUGCAGCAUCAGGCAAAUUCACAGUGAGAAAGACGACAGACGCUCCGGUUUUAAACCAAUUUUCACAAGUGCAAGGACUAGCGGCCGCGAUUCUCGACGAAAGAAACGAGUUUGCCCUCAAGAAGUUGACCGGAAAAGAAAUUGGGACAAUGAAGCUGAGCGCCGCAAGAAAAAAUGUGGUGGCUCGAGAAGCACAAGCUCUUGAGGAACAAGCGCGCGGAAUGCGAGCUCAGCAGCAAGUAACAGCCCUAGUGCGAAAGAAUUUGAAACGCGAAGUUGCCCACGCGACGGAGAGGAAGGAUCAACGGAUUGAGGAAUUGGAGUCAAGUCUCCAAGAAGUGGUUCACCAUGCGCAGCAAGAGAUCUCUGACGAAGUCAUCAAGCGCGAGGCCGCCAUGACUGAAUUGGCUGAAGAAAAUGCACUUUUACGAUUGAUGCUCGGCAUGGGGGAAUGA
This is a messenger RNA of Pseudogymnoascus destructans, 1339 nucleotides long. RefSeq lists its product as uncharacterized. NCBI's taxonomy places the organism in Eukaryota, Fungi, Ascomycota, Leotiomycetes, Thelebolales, Thelebolaceae. The transcript has 2 exons. The coding region runs from base 236 to 1339 and encodes 367 amino acids. The record is from RefSeq and is a predicted model, not a curated record.